AGGCUAUAUAAGUAAGCCUAUUCGAGUCAUGUAUAGAACAGUUUAAUAGUAAAACCAAAAUGAGACGAAAUCUCGUAUGUUUAAUGUUCGUUUGCUUCGCUGUCCUUAUAGACGCUGUAUUCGAUAUUGUUGAAAAUGUGGAUCUUGAAAACCAUCCUGGAAAUUUGUUUUCCACAAAUUUAAAAUAUCAUGGUCGCAUCCCAAGACCAAUUUCAGGUAAUAUUACCUUUCUAAAGGAUCUUACCGACAAACAUCGGAUGUCGGUGGAUAUCAAAAGGAUUGAAAAUGGACAAAUGGUGGAUUUUCCGGGACUAAUAAAUCGGACCAUCUGCAAAGCUAUCAAGCUAUUCUAUAAUCCUUAUCUCAAAACUACGCUUAGGACGGGCAAAAACACCAAUCUGAACUUUAAGAAGGGGAAAAUGUGCCCCCUUAAAAAAGGUACUUACUGGGUCAAGAACAUCGUGUACGACGUUAAUAAGUGGAAGACGUAUUGGUGGACUCCUGGUUCCUACUACGUUAAUUUUACGAUCUUCAAUGAAAACGGUAAACCUGGCGGUAAAAUUGCAUUCCAAAUACACCUUAAAGAGAUAUAGUCA
This is a messenger RNA of Drosophila takahashii, 596 nucleotides long. The record is from RefSeq and is a predicted model, not a curated record. NCBI's taxonomy places the organism in Eukaryota, Metazoa, Arthropoda, Insecta, Diptera, Drosophilidae.